AUGUCCGAGUACCGACGCCAGGCGCACUCGAAAUACAAAAUGCCCGGGGGUCUGCUGCCUCCGGUGAACCUCGGCGAGGGUUCUGGGCCUACGCACGCCAAUUCGGGCUUGCGCACAGACUCCAAAAUGGCUUCAUUUGUUGCAGUGCCUGACCGAAAGGCCACCUCCUCGCCCUUCAGACACUCGGGGCAGUUCAGCAACUCAUUCACCUCGCUUGCUAGCCUCAAAGAUCUUAGCGACCGAGAUCUCCCGGUCAAAGCCAGCCCUCGCAACAAUAAUAGCCAUGGCACCAACAACAGUAACAACAGUAACAACAGUAGCAGCAACAACAGCGCCAAGGAUGUGUCUAUCCCCACGACACCCAGAUCCAGCUCUCCCGCUACAGCCGCUCUGUCACCAGUAGACGAAAUGAACAGUCCCAAGAGCCCUACCGAAGCGGCAUAUUCGUCCGGUCAAACGCCGCCUUAUUUGAGAAACAUGACCAUGAAACGACGGAACAACAGCAAGUCGGCCACACCGCCUCCUUCGACUCCUGGACUGCUUGGACGAGCAGGAGACAAUGGCAAAAAGAGCAAGGACGAGAUUCAGGCAUCCCCACGGUUUCUGGAUGUCAACAAUAGUCAGUGGAGAGAAGCCGCCACAAGCCACAACUCCACAGCUAACCUGGGACCCAACUCGAAUUCCAACUCCACAACUGGAAUGCCUCCCCGAUCAGCCUCGUCAUGGAUGAUGAGCAACACCCCCAUUGCACCCAUAGCACUCAUGGGCCACGCUGGUUUGAGAAACGGACAAGGUGGAAACAAGGGAGGCCGCGCAUUCGAUCUAGGAGACGUCCUGUCUAGAGACGACGACUCGGAUAGUAGCAGCAGUCGCAGUGUUAGUCGAAGCCGCAGCGUCAGCCAUGAUCCUGACGAACGAAGUGGUCGUGCUAGCUCGCCUUCAUGCAUGGAUGAUUGGGACGGUGAUAACAGGCUUAACAUGCUCAUGGCUAUCACUGGUGACAUUCCUCAGACACCCAUGAGUGCUGGAGGAGGUUUCUCAGACGACUUUACUAAUGAUUCACCUGGAAGCCCUCCAAUGAGUGCUGGCGGCGCUGGCUGGAUGGGCCACCAAGGAGAAGAUGUGGACGCCCUGGGCAUCCUGGAAAAACUGGAUCCUGCCCCUACGUUGGUUGACUACACUGCUCUAAUCGAUGAUUAUGGUGAUCUAGGGUCUCAGGACGUGCGAAAGCAAAAAAUCAAGGAGUUCAAACGCAAACUCCAGGAACGCGCUCAGCAAGAUAGCGAGCCAGUUGCAAAGUCUAUCUCUGUGGUGGACGCCACUCAGCAUAUGAAAUCCAACCUCAUCAGUAACGUCGGUGCUCAGAUCGGAUCUGUUGAAACUCGACUUUCUAAGAAGCUGGAACUCUUUCAAGCCAAUCUCGAGGCCCUCAUUGAUCUCAAGGCUCGAGCCAAAGAAACAGUGUUAGCAUUCAAGAAGGAGACGCUUACAUCUUAUGAGACGUUCAACUCACAACUGGACCAUAUUCGUGCCAUCCAGGAGUCGUCUGAAGCCAUCGAACUGCUAGAAGAGCGAAUUGGAAAUUGUAGAGCUAAAGUGACGGAGUACAAGGAACGUCUCAAGACGGUAAACCAGUGGAUUGAUGAACAGGAACGGUUUGAUCGACUCUGGUCUCGACGUAAGCGAGCCGCCUUCAAGAUUACUGUGUCUGUGCUUGUUGUGAUCCUGCUCAUCUCCUCACUGGUUCUCUUUGUUGCUACAUUGAGAGGAGGUUUCGGUAAGAGUCUGAAGCUUGGAUUCAAAAAGGCGAAAGGAAGCACUGUGACACUUUCCAAACAGAGUCAGUUUGAUGAUGUUUUGCAGUGCCUUGGUGACUUUGACCAUUGUCGUUUCAAGAAUGACAUGAAGGAAUUGUAG
Molecule: messenger RNA, 1917 nt
Organism: Yarrowia lipolytica CLIB122
Lineage: Eukaryota; Fungi; Ascomycota; Dipodascomycetes; Dipodascales
Source: RefSeq, a predicted model, not a curated record